AAGGUUUUGAAAGCUCAAACUCAGAUUCUUAGCUCCAAAACCUCUUUCCAGUUACGCGCCUGGAAGCAGUAAACAAGUCGGUUUUAUCUCACGUUUAUAGCUUGACUAUCGUAAAUAAAUUUUAAAAUGUUAGGAUCGAGAUUUUCUCAAUAAUUAUAUUGGUAGUAUUGCGGUAAUGCGAAUAACCAACUCGUUUUUAAUUGAAACUGAGUUUCCUAGAAUUGUUGUCUUAUUGUUAUGGAGCUGAUCGGGAAAGAAACGCUGUUGAGGAAGAAAUCAUUGUGACGAUUUUCAAAAUAACUGAAAGAAAAGUGAUAUGUCGAUGGAACCAGAUGAUGCCGACGCUACUUUUCUUGUUGAUGGGUUUCCAAAUAGCUUCAUCAAUGGAGAUAUGUACAUCUCACUUCUGCCCACCCAUUUUAGAAAAACAGAAGAUAACUGUUGAGAGGGAGUUACCUGUAAAACUUGUCGGACUAGACAACACAACAGGCUGCAUAUGCACAGAGAUACCAAACGUAUACACCUUAUGCUACAACGCUGAAGACAAAACCACACCAUGCACAAGAUUUCCCAAAACCAUGAAGCUGCAUAAUGACGUACUCCUUCUGAAAUCGACUUAUAUCACAGAACUAUCUUAUGGUGAUUUAUACAACAUGGCCCAUUUGAAGGACUUGAAGAUAGACAGUAACCAGAAGCUCAGACAUGUUGAUCCCUUCGUUUUUCAGAACAUGACAAAUUUGACCGUUUUGAGCUUCAUAUUCAAUCCUCAGCUCACCACUUUGCAUCCAGAUACUUUCCAGGGACUGAUCAACUUGAAAGAACUCAAUUUGGUGAAGAAUGGCUUUCAUAGUAUCAAAAUUCUGACGGUGGCAUUGAAACCCUCCAUUUUGCCCAAUCUCACGAAGCUUGGUUUGAAUGAAAACGUUUUUAGGAAUGUGAGUGAGGAUGAUUUCGAACCAAUGCAAGGUAGCAACGUUGAGGAACUAAAUUUAAUUUUGUGCGCUAUCAAACAUAUUCAUUCAAGAUCCUUAGGGCCUUUAGAAAAACUACAAGCUCUUCGUUUGGGGGAUAAUAGAUUUGACGUCAGUGAACUCACGAAUUUACUUGUCGAUACAUUGAGUAUGGGAGCUGAUUUGAAACUUCUCGACUUGUUUUCUUCUGGAUUCAGGGGUUCUAUGCCUAUCUCCGUCUUGGAGGUGAUCGGAAGAUCAAAUAUAAGCUACCUUAUCCUCUCCAGAAACCAGUUUGAUGUUAUAGACAACGAAUUAUUCCCGAUUCACAUGCCCAACUUGAACAUUCUAGAUCUCAGUGAUGUAUCAGCUCAACAGAUCCACGACCAAGCUUUCUUACACUUGCCGAACCUGAGAACCCUCAUUUUGGGCAAGAAUAGGCUGUCUUUUUUCGCUGCAUCUAAUCAUCUUCCCAAUCUGACUUACCUGGAUCUGAGGAGUAACACCGAUACCGAUGGAUGGGAGUUUUUUCUCACCAAGAGUGAGUUUAGAAGGAUGAAUCUGGAAUAUCUAGACUUACAAUACACCAGACUUUUACUAUUGUCUAAGACUGAUUUUGGGUAUAUGCCCAACUUGAGAAUAUUGAAUCUCAAGAACUGUAGCGUCGUCAGAAUAGAAGACUAUACCUUCAAAGGAUUGACGAGUCUGAAAGUAAUGAACCUGGAAAACAACCGUUUUAUUAAGAUGUGGAUGAGCCCACGUUUUGAGUUCGAUAUUUUCGGAGGUCUGGGACAUCUUGAAGUAGUCCUUUUGGGAGGGAAUGAUAUAACAACAAUGAGAUCUCCGACUAAAAGAUUCCUACUGAAGUAUCUCGAAAACAUCAAACACCUUGGACUGAAUAGAAAUAGUUUACAGACGAUAUCCAGUGAAGAUUUUGCUUCUUUCACGAAACUAGAAAUACUGGAUAUUUCGGAAAACCACAUUUUAUCAUGGGACUAUCGGAUAUUUCCACACGUAAAACUGCGGAAAUUUUAUGGUUCCUUGAAUAAAAUAUCCUAUCUUUCAGACGCCAUGCUUGCAGACUUCGACUCACUUGAAUCAAUCAAAUUGGACUUCAAUUCUUUCAUGUGCGAUUGUGCCACUAAAGAUAAAAUGAGUAGUAACAAAACUGCCCUGAAAAAAUUCUCGAGGUUGAUUAAGGACCAGGAUCUCUUCUGCGUUAGACCAAAUAUAAAUCAGACCCUGACUGAUUUCGUACAAAAAAUCGUAGAUUCCUCAUUGGGUUGUGAUCCUGGGAUUAAUAUAUUACUCAUAGCCAUACCAACAAGUACUUUCCUAGUGGUGGUAGUGAUACUAGGAGUUUUGGGUUAUUUGUACAGGUGGCACAUACGAUAUUGGGCAUUCCUGGUAAGGCUCUAUCUAACCAGAAAAGGAAAAAUCAGGAAAACGACCAAAAAAGGCUACACGAAUUUCAAAUUUGACGCCUUCGUGUCGUACUGCAACAAAGACCAAAAUUUCGUCAUCAGGCUGGUCAAAAUGUUGGAGACCCAAGAGCCAUUUUUGAGGUUAUGUGUCUACGAGAGGGACUUUCAGAUUGGGAGCGUCAUAUCGGAGUCUGUUUUGGAAUAUAUAACGAACAGUCGUAAAACUGUCCUUAUUGUGAGCGACGCCUAUGCCAAAUCCUACUGGUGCAAUUGGGAGACGCAAAUCGCUGAGCAUCACAGGUUGUUUUUUGAAAAUCCGAACGGUGAUUGUGUGGAUGAGAGUAUAGUGUUGAUCAAACUGGGAAAGAUCAACGAAGCGCAUCUGAAUCCAACCCUGAAAUACCUCUUGAAGACCAGGAUAUAUCUGGAAUGGCAUGCGGACGCCCAAAGAGAGAACGUCUUCUGGCAAAAAUUGAAGCAGUUCUUAACGCCACCAACGAAUGACAAUGUAGAAAUGACGAACUUGUAACUUUGGGAUUUGCAUGAUAAAUUACAGGUUUUUCGAGUUUUUUCAUUGAUGGAAAUCACGAUAUCAACGAGUUCAAAAUUCCCACAAACGUGUUGAUUAAAAUUUCCAUAAUAUAUGAAUGAGUGCCAUUGUGUAUUGAAUCGAAAUUGAAUACAUAGUCAGUGAUUCUAAUGAACACCAACGUGGCAGUUUUGAAUGCGACAAAAAACAGAAUUGUUCUCAUACUCUUGACUUUUUUCAGCUUGAAUAAUAGUUUAAUAUAUAUUCCAGAGAAGACAAAAUGAAAUUUUUGCUUGAAAUAUUUUUCAGAAUUCUACUGAAGGAUGCAUCUACUGAGGAUCUAAAAGUUAUAGCUAUUAUACUAUAAUUUUGAAUCUGAUUUGUGUGAUUGUGAAAUUAGCUUUAAGUUAUAUCCAUAUUUUUCUGUUUCAGUCGAUUUUAUUGAGAUAGUUCUUUUGUGUUUUAUUCAUCUCCCUUCAAAUCUGAAAUGUUUUGAUUUUGAGGAUUCUUAUUUGUAUGAAUAAACAAUAAACCAUACUCAAUGCAUA
Molecule: messenger RNA, 3451 nt
Organism: Coccinella septempunctata (seven-spotted ladybird)
Lineage: Eukaryota; Metazoa; Arthropoda; Insecta; Coleoptera; Coccinellidae
Product: toll-like receptor 2
Exons: 2
Coding region: 333-2903 (856 amino acids)
Biological process (GO): toll-like receptor signaling pathway; immune response; inflammatory response
Cellular component (GO): membrane
Molecular function (GO): protein binding; transmembrane signaling receptor activity
Source: RefSeq, a predicted model, not a curated record